AUGAUUUCUCUAUCGAUUCAGAAAGAUAUUGUAAAUGCUUGUAAAAUAGAAAUCGUUAAAGCUAUUCUUGAGGAAUUAAAUGGUAACUACUUUUCCUUACUAGUUGAUGAGUCUUUUGACGUGUCACACAAAGAGCAAAUGGCUAUUGUAUUGCGAUAUGUUGAUAGGAUGGGGUUUGUGAUAGAGCGACUUAUUGAUAUUGUUCAUGUUGAAGAUACUAGUGCUUUAUCUCUAAAAAAGAUAAUUGUCAAUUUACUUGCUCAACAUUUCUUGAGUCUAUCAUCUGGGUCUCAUUAUAAGUCCUUUGUCAAUUUUAUUUUCAUGUUUGGCUCUAUUGUUGAUGUUCUUGAAUCACUUGUUCUUGAUGCACGUAAUAUGGAUGAAAGAGCCAAGAUAAUGGGACAUCUCGAAGCUUGUCAAACAUUUGAGGUUGCAUUCAUGCUACAUUUGAUGAGAGAUUUUUUGACUAUCACAAAUGAUCUUAACAAAUGCUUACAAAAAAUGGAGCAAGAUAUUGCAAAUCCCAUGCUACUUAUUGAAGUAGCAAAGAGAAGCUCUUUAAGAUCCCGCCGCCGCCAUGCCGAUUAUACAGUCUUACAUCAUUACCGUGUUGAAGUAUUUUGCAAUAUUAUUGAUUGGCAACUUCAAGAACUCAAUGAUCAUUUUGGUGAGGUGACAAUUGAUUUGCUUCAUGGAAUUGCUUCUUUGAAUCCGGUUAACUUAUUUUCAAGUUUUGAUAUCAAAAAAAUAAUGAGAAAGACCGAAUUAUAUCCAGAUGAUUUUGAUGAAUUUAAUAUGAGUAUUCUUGAGAAUCAACUUUCAAGUUACAUUAGUGAUGUUCGUGAUGUUGAUGAAAGGUUCUUCAAUUUAAAUGGGCUUUGUGAUCUUUCCAAAAGAUUAGUUCAAACAAAGAAACAUUCAAAUUGUCUUUCGGUAUUCCGCUUAGUAAAACUAGCUUUACUUCUACCGGUUGCGACAAUAUCCGUUAAAAGAACUUUCUCGGCAAUAAAGUUUAUCAAGAAUGACUUGCGGAGUCAAAUGAGUGAUAGUUUUUUUAGUGGUUAUUUGGUGCCUUAUUUGAAAAAAUAUGUAUUUGAUAAUAUUUAUAAUGAUGCUAUUAUUAAGACAUUUCAAGAUAUAAAACCUCAUAGAGUACAAUUGUAA
Messenger RNA from Capsicum annuum, 1164 nucleotides. RefSeq lists its product as uncharacterized. The record is from RefSeq and is a predicted model, not a curated record. The transcript has 3 exons. Bases 1 to 1164 code for a protein of 387 amino acids. NCBI's taxonomy places the organism in Eukaryota, Viridiplantae, Streptophyta, Magnoliopsida, Solanales, Solanaceae.